Syzygium oleosum is the source of this 2220-nucleotide messenger RNA. RefSeq lists its product as uncharacterized. NCBI's taxonomy places the organism in Eukaryota, Viridiplantae, Streptophyta, Magnoliopsida, Myrtales, Myrtaceae. The transcript has 8 exons. The record is from RefSeq and is a predicted model, not a curated record. The coding region runs from base 149 to 1819 and encodes 556 amino acids.
AUAAGAUAUUUCUCACUCGACACGCACACACCUGCCCCUCGGGCAAAAAUCUCUGCGAGCUGACCGAAAGCGAGGCGAACCGAUUCGCGUUCUUCUCCGAGCGAUUCCCGCAGCCGAUCGCGUCGAGCGUCAGGUGCUGCUGUCGAUCAUGGACGCCAAAGCUCAGUCUUCGCCUCCAAAUAAUGCCGACGUGAAGGCUGCAUUCCACAAGCCGUCGAACGAUGCGUCUAAUAGGAACUAUCGACGUCAUUCUCCGGCAAGCAACUCAUCUUCAUCCGACGGAAGUCCGGAGCAUGACCGGGCAAGGGAUGAUGCUUCUAGGCCCCCUGAAUAUCGAGAAAGAAGGAAGGCUGGUGAGAAGGAUUUAUACAAAGAUUCUGGCCGGAGCCAUUACAGCAGGGGUGGUGAUUCAUAUAAGUAUGCUGAUCGUCAUGCCUCCAGGGGUUCUCGUGGUUACUCUAGAAUUGAUGAGCAGACCAGACAUCGCAUGGAUGAAGAAGAGAGGGAUCAUCACAAGUCCACUCGUGGGGGUCGAGACUCAAGAAGGGGUUCUCAUUCUGAUCGUACAAGGCGAGAAAAUGACUAUAGCAGAUCGAAGGACUUCACGCAAGAUGAAGACAGAUAUUCUCGAGAUAAGUAUGAUGACUUAGGUCACAGAAGUAAAGAUAGGGAGAAAGAAUCUGGGAGGAGAAACGAUAAUUUUGAAGAGUCAGAGAGGGAUCGACGUAAGCGGGAUGCAGAUGAUCGAAGUGAGAGAAGGGAUUAUCACAGGAGUUCAGGAGAUCGCCGAAUUGAUAGGACUCUUUCUAGAGAAGAAUCCAAGGGGUACCAUAGUUAUUCUACUGCUAGAAGGGAUACUGAUGGACAUCAAUCUAAAGAAGGUUAUCGAAAUGAUCUGAGGGAAAAGCUUGCCAAAGAAAAGAAGAGUACUGAUGAUCGCGACAUUAUGAAGGACAAGGAUCAGCAGAAAAGAGGAGCAGAGAAGCAUUUAGAUGAUGCAACUGUCUUUAAGAGUGACAAGAGUUCCCCAACCAAAAGACCAAAGCUUUUCAGCUCCGAAAGGGAUUCUAUCUUCACCAAGGAUGAUGAUGCGAAGCACUCAUUAGGCCUGAAAGAAUCUCAGGAGACCAGUGUCAAAUCAAAUGAAGCACAGCCCCAUGCCAGUGGAACUGAGGCUGCUAAUGAUCUGAGUGCUGCAAAAUCUGCUGCUAUGAGGGCUGCUGAAAUGGUAAAUAAGAAUCUUGCUGGUGGGUUUGGACCAACGGGCUACUUAUCUACUGAACAAAAGAAGAAGCUGCUUUGGGGGAACAAGAAAAAUACAGUUACUGAAGAGUCUGGUCACCAUUGGGAUGUGUCAAUGAUUGCUGAUCGUGAACGGCAAGAAAAAUUUAGCAAGCUCAUGAGUCUGAGGUUACCUUGGUACCUAUGGCCAAUUGUAGGGUGUGAAGGGCGAGCUCAAGGCGGAGCCAAUAGCAGACAGCCAAGAUGGGGACAGCCUUCUGCGAGCCGAAAAACAGAAGGAGCUGCAAUUGGAUUUGGAGAAACAAUACACUGCCGGGCUUCGAAGGAGGGAUGGCCGAACAGUUGGUCUGGGACUCUAAAGACUUUCAGAUUUACUGUGUACGACUUCUUGCUGCGAUAUUUUGUAAAAGUUAUGCUUCUAGUACCUUUAGCUUUUGGUAUGACUAAGAAAGAUGCCGACUUGCAUCCCGGAAUUUCAGUAUUUCGCUGGGAAGAUAUUAAGCGCAGCUUUGCUGCGAUAACUUGUAACAGUACAAUGACUCUGCUAACCAGAAAGCAGGCUUAUCCAACGGAUUGAUUCAAGAUUUCUUCAGCUAUAUGGAAAUCUUGUCGUGAUCGGUUGUACCAAUGAUCUGAGCAUUGGCGGGUGUCCAUGUUAAAAGAGGGGGUGACGCAAAUAGGCGACAAAUCUCAAGGCUAAUGAAAUGCCUUAUUCGAAGGUUUUUAAUAUUUCCUUAUGGGGUGUAGUAUUUUCUUCCGGAGGAGAGAGAUGCUUAGUGAUACAAGGUCUCUGUGCUCACCUUUUCUUUCUUCGUAGGGUGAUCAUUAUCCACGCGUAUAAGAACGAGGCAGGCUUCAUUUAUAUCGCUUAGAAAAAUUAGUUGUGGUUAAUAGCUGAAGUCAUUGUUCUAGCUAUUAGAUGCAUGAUUGUAUUGCUCAACUCCUGGUUAAGAAGAAAUGUUAGGAAUGCCUGCUGGA